Messenger RNA from Zophobas morio, 1448 nucleotides. It is a transcript of the gene Wbp2, whose product is annotated as WW domain-binding protein 2. The transcript is spliced from 6 exons. The record is from RefSeq and is a predicted model, not a curated record. Gene Ontology annotation, biological process: positive regulation of DNA-templated transcription. Gene Ontology annotation, molecular function: transcription coactivator activity; chromatin DNA binding. Lineage: Eukaryota; Metazoa; Arthropoda; Insecta; Coleoptera; Tenebrionidae. The coding region runs from base 151 to 1062 and encodes 303 amino acids. Gene Ontology annotation, cellular component: nucleus.
CUUUUUCACACGUCGCGUUGUGUUUGCGUUACGUACGUCACCCAGAUGUCAUUUUCUGUCAAAAUCGUCAAGACCCAACAUUCCUAAUUUUUCUAGAAAAACGGGAUUUCCUUGGCACAGCAGUGACACGCCUCACCAACCCCACGAAAAAUGUCUUUAAACACCGCCCACAUAAACGGAGGCGUGUUGAUCCACGCCGGAGAACAGAUUCUUCUGUACUCGGACAACUGCAUCGUGGAAUGGUCGGGCCAGGGCGAGGGGGCCUUCAAGGGCUCCAAGCAGGGUCGCCUCUACCUGACCACCCAUCGGCUCAUCUUCAACAACAAAAACAUGAACGACGCAAUGCAGUCUUUCAGUUUCCCCUUUAUCACGCUGAGCGAGGUGGAGAUUGAACAACCAGUAUUUGGAGCCAAUUACAUAAAAGGGAAAGUUAGAGCUCAGCCUAAUGGCAACUGGGUAGGAGAGGCCAAGUUUAAGUUAACCUUUAAGCGCGGCGGCGCCAUCGAGUUCGGCGAGGCGAUGCUCAAAGCUGCGUACUUGGCAACGAGAGGCAUGAACAACGAUGCCCCGCCCCCGUACGUCCCUCCCGACACGCAGUGGUACGCCGCCCCGCCCCCAGCGUACGCCCCGCCCCCGGAAGGCUACUACGGCUGGGCGCCGCCGAGGCACGCUUUCCCCGACAACCCCCCGACCGACGGCGUGUACAUGACCCAGGCUCCGCCCCCGUACCCAGGUAUAAACCCCGCCUACCAACCGGGCGGUUACCCGCAGCAGGGCGGGCAUCCGCAGCACGGGGGUUUCCCGCCCCAGAGAGGCUAUCCUCCGCAGGGGGGCUACCCGCCGCAAGGGGGCUAUCCGACGCAGCCAGGCUAUCCGCCGCAACCGGGGUAUCCGGCGCAAGGGGGCGCCUCCGGGUUUACGUCAGCAGCAGAUGCUAAGGCGGCCGAGGCGGCUCAGUCGGCUUACUAUGAUCCGAAUAGGCCACAGAUGGCGUUCGUACCACCACCGGCCUACUAUGAAAAUCCCCCAAGUUACAGCCAAGCCACCAAAAAAGACCAGUGAUUUUCUGGAAAAUGAUGCGCGUCGUGAAUAAAUUUGUCUUUAUUACUCUGACCGUAAUUGUGUAUUAUUUUAAUUAUUUUCUGUUAAAGUUAUGUAUAUUGUUGUUUGAAUAAUUUUAUCAUUCCGUUGAAUAGGUUAAACCUGAGCACGGUCACGCAGGUGCGCAGGGCUUUAGAUUUAGUUACUAAAGUUUAAACAUCGUUGAACUCACAAAUAAUAAUUGCAUGCUUAUUCCAGCAGCGUUGUUGUGUAAUAAAUAUUUUAAAAGGUUUUGCACCCGCUUAACGAAUUAUGUAUAAAUAGUUAAGAAUUAUUGUAAUAUAUUCUUAUAAUGUAUAGAUAGAUCUGUAUUCUCAGUUCAAAAUAAAGAUCUUAUGUGGACUUUU